Macrosiphum euphorbiae (potato aphid) is the source of this 240-nucleotide messenger RNA. NCBI's taxonomy places the organism in Eukaryota, Metazoa, Arthropoda, Insecta, Hemiptera, Aphididae. The record is from the annotation of a GenBank genome assembly.
AUGAAAAGAAGACAAGCUAGAGCAAAACUAGAAGCUGUAAGAAAAAUACCCAAAAAUCGACAAAAAUAUUUGUACAAAUCUCGUCAUAAACAUGCUAUGAAUCGUAUACGAGGAGAGGGUGGUCGUUUUCAUUCUGGAUCAUUAGAUAGAAUAAAUAUGAAAACCGUUGAAAUUGAACAAAACCAACAGUAUCCAUUCAUUUGUAGUACAAAUAGCAAGGGAAUUACACAUAUUAUCUAA